GGGUAAACUACCUGCUAACGUGAAACUAACUUGGUUUUACCAGUGUGAAGCCUUAGGAGAACCAACCCUGAGCCAGUUUAAUGAGUGGAUGAAGAAACUUACCAAGGCAGCCUGCAAGGGAGUUGAACCUGGUCACAACAUGCCAAAUACAAAUUAUCGUAACAGCUACGAAGGACACCAGAAAAGCAGUACCGAUCGUCUGAAUAACCGCAAGUAUGAACAAUGUAACGCUCAUUUAACAAAUAAUGAUUCCAAAGAAGCGGGUGCAGGUGAGACCUUUACAGAAAAUUGUCGAGGAUGUGAAGGGAACUGUCCGAAGCUAGAGAAGUGUGCAAACUUUUUGAAGAUGUCCGUCAACUCAAGGUGGAAUCUGAUAAAAUCCCACCGAAUCUGCCGUAUCUGCCUUUUGCAACAUACUCAUCACUGCCAUGUGAAAACAUUUUGCGGAAUCAAUCGAUGCUCGAGACGCCACAACUCGCUUCUACACUGGACACCGCAGACUACAGCAACACCAUUAAGCAAGUGAAAUGGACGCCCCAUUGACGCCAAACCACUUUCUUCUUGGAAGCCCCGACGGGUCUAAACCUCCUAUCUACUUUGACGACACACCCCGCAUGCUACGAAACACGUGGAAGACAGCACAGCUUUACGCAGAUAUAUUCUGGAAGAAAUGGAUCGCCGAGUAUCUUCCAUCACUCACUCGGAGGAGUAAGU
Messenger RNA from Anopheles arabiensis, 714 nucleotides. RefSeq lists its product as uncharacterized. The transcript has 2 exons. The record is from RefSeq and is a predicted model, not a curated record. Bases 89 to 526 code for a protein of 145 amino acids. NCBI's taxonomy places the organism in Eukaryota, Metazoa, Arthropoda, Insecta, Diptera, Culicidae.